This is a messenger RNA of Trichobilharzia regenti, 2509 nucleotides long. The record is from the annotation of a GenBank genome assembly. NCBI's taxonomy places the organism in Eukaryota, Metazoa, Platyhelminthes, Trematoda, Strigeidida, Schistosomatidae.
AUUUCAACCAAUAUGCCAUUCUACACCGUGAUGUGUUUGAAAUGUGUGGAGGUUCAUUUGGUACUCUUAGUUACAUAAGGCAUGCCUUCAGAAGAUUCCAAACCCGCUAAGCAGAAGGAAUGUUUAUGAGUACCAAGUUCUUUGCUAAUGCAGUCAAGAUGUCUAUUUUUCAGGUACAGAAAAUUACCGAACAAAUGGCAAAGUCUUCGUUGAAGCAGAAUGAGAUAAAGUACAACUUAAAAGUCCCCAAGGGUACAAGAGAUCGUGACCCGGUCCAAAUGACAGUUCUUGAAGGUGUAUUCAAUACAAUAAUACAGUGUUUCAAGCGUCAUGAUGCAGUAACAAUUGAAACGCCUGUUUUUGAGCUCAAGGAAGUUUUGACGGGGAAAUACGGUGAAGAAUCCAAAUUGAUAUAUGACCUCCAAGAUCAGGGCGGCGAAACACUUUCUUUGAGAUAUGACCUUACUGUCCCGUUUGCUCGUUAUGUUGCUAUGCAUAAAAUAAAAUCUAUCAAGCGUUAUCAAAUUGGGAAAGUUUAUCGUCGGGACCAACCAGCCAUGACUCGAGGUCGUUAUCGAGAAUUUUACCAGUGUGAUUUCGAUAUUGCUGGGGACUACGGACCAAUGCUGGCCGAUGUCGAAUGUCUGCGAAUCAUAUAUGAGGUCCUUUCAGAACUAGCAUUAGGUGACUUUGUUAUCAAGGUCAACCAUAGGCGUUUACUUGAUGGUUUAUUUGCAGCUUGCGAUGUCCCUGCUGACAAGUUUGUAACAACUUGUUCUUCAGUCGACAAAUUAGACAAGGUUCCUUGGGAAGAUGUCAAGCGAGAAUUAUGUGAAGAUAAAGGCUUAUCUGUCCAGACGGCUGACAAAAUCGGUUUCUACGUUCAGUUAUCUGGGGGUAUAGAUCUAGUUGAACGCCUUGAAUCUGAUGAAAGCCUCAACAACCAACCUUCUGCAAAGGCUGCUUUGCAAGAUAUGAGAUUGCUGUUGGGCUACUGUGAAGCAUUGGGUAUUAAGGAUAGAAUAGCUUUCGACCUUAGUCUUGCACGUGGUCUGGACUACUACACAGGUGUUAUAUACGAAGCUGUUCUAAAAGGUUUCACGUACAAUCCAAACUGUGCAAAUUCCGGUUCCGGUGAAGCUGAGACCACAUCUGCCUGUGAUGAACCGAUAGCUGUUGGUAGUGUUGCUGGCGGCGGUAGAUAUGAUGGUCUGGUUGGAAUGUUCGACUCAUCGGGAACACGAGUGCCGUGUGUUGGUUUUAGUUUCGGCGUGGAGCGUUUAUUGGCAAUCAAGGAAGCACUGGCUACUUCGGAUAAGAACAAAUCCAUUGUGCGAUCGACUGAAACUGAUGUAAUGGUCGCUGGUGCUCACAAAGGUCUUAUUAUGCAACGUUUGCAAUGUUGUCGGCUAUUAUGGGAUGCGAAAAUAAAGGUGAAUUUUAUAGUUUUGAUCACUUAAUAUGCCUCAUACUUAUAGGUAUCAAACGAUAUUUGUUUAGUUAUAUUCCUUCAACAGAAUGAAAAACAUUCUUUUAUUGCUUUGACCAUAAACUGACUUCAUUUGGAGAACCACUGAAAAACCAGGGAUACUGGAUGGCUGUCGUAGUCCUAGUUUGGGACUGUUCAGCAGUGCGCACACGUGACCCCACCGGGGAUCGGACUCGGAGCCUUCAGCUUAUGAGACAAGUCUAUUGACCAGUCAGCUACUGGGAACGAAUCCAAAAGCCCCUAAAUUUUAACUCCUGCCAAUGCCAUCGGCUACUAUGUCACAUAAAAAUCAUCCCAAACUCCUAGAUCAAUUGCAGUAUUGUGAGACAACUGGUAUUCCUUUAGCUGUGGUAUUGGGUGAAGGUGAAUUAAAUCGUGGCGUUGUGAAGAUUAGAGAUGUUCAAACCCGCGAGGAACUUGAAGUUCCGUAUACAGAGGUUGUGAAUAAAAUCAAAGAAAUUUUAUCUUCGAAGAGGCAAAAAUAAAAAUUUCUUCUCAUUUAAUGAACCUUGUGAUAUGAGAAUAAUCAUGCAUUUUGUUGUAUGUCUUGUCAGCUGUAUAAUUUGUUUAUCAUUUUAUGUGCUGUUUGGUAAUGAUAAUAAUAAAAGACUCAGGCCUUUUUACUUGUUAUUCUUUUUUCUGUUCAACUGAUUAUACAAGAAUUUAUAGUGCCUGCUGUCUUACCCAUGUAUUCCUGGGUAACCCAGCACCGAAUCGUUUCUGAGGAAUCAUUAUUAUAAUCUUUUUUCCCAUUGUUCAUUAGUUACUAUAAACUAUUCAUAAUUGAAGCCUUACCUUAUAGCUCGCGCUUGUUUGUAAGUAAUUGUAAUCUGAAGAAUAUGCCUAAUCAUUGUUAGGUAUCUCAUAUUGUUUCUCAUAUCACAUGUGGCUUUUAACAUGAACUUCCACUGGCUUUUUCAACUGCAAAAAUAUCACUUUGCAGUUGCAAUGUUUGUAUAAAUUCCGUUAACUUAAAAGUAAACUAAAGUUUGUUGAGGAAACAAACAAUUUAUUCAAAAG